AUGUCUAGAUCUGAGAAACUUUGGUGCAUUAAGAUAGAAUCCAACAAAGCCUAUUUGUUUAAAGGAGGCAAAAAGUUACAGGGAGCUAGACACAUAGUUGCUGCUACAGCUGUAGAAACUAAUGUGAGACGAGACAAGAUUAAAACUUUACUGAAGAUUGAGUUUGACUAUAUCAAUAUCAAUGGAGGAAAGGAGAAUAUACAGUUUGUAAACGGAAUAAACCCUCAGUAUUUUAACAGGUUUGGAUCAGAUGAUGACUUCCAAAAGAUCGAUACAAAAGAUCCUAAAGAACUGGCAGAGCAGAUCACAACUGCAGCUGAUAAACUUUCAAUAAACAGUACCUCCACAGCAAGAACGAAUGCUACAUCCAGUCAGAGAACACCAGAAACUCAAAGAAAAAGAUCACUCUCUCGUACUUAUUCAGUUGAUCAGUCUACAUCAAAGAAAAAAAAGAAAGAAACAACCUCUACAAGCCAAUAUGUGAAGAAUAUUCAAGUUCGAUGUAAUGAGUGCAGAUUAGAUGAUUCAACACACUUUAUUCCAAUUGACAAAUUCGUUAUUCCUCCCAAGGAAAGACAAAUAAGAGAAGUUGAUGAAGGCUUUGUUUCCUCAUUAAAGACAAGUCUUAAAGACCAUCCUGAGGGAAACUAUGAACCAUUAUUUGUACUUGUCAAGGAUGUUGAUACAAAGGAACAUUUUGAUAAAACCAAGUUAGGUGAGUAUCAAUAUGAAGUGCUUGGGGGCACACACCUGACAUUGGCAACAAAGCAUCUUAAUCAAGAAUCUCCAACAAACAAAUACUAUAAAGGACGUAUUGCAAGAAUUUACAUCGGCUUAAAAGAUGAGGAAGCUCGAUGGUUAGGUGCAAUGCACAAUAAUACUGGUUCAUGCCGUCAUGGUCUUUCAUACAAAGAUGAGGUAGAAAUAUGUCGUACACAGCUGUAUCAAACAACUGGAGUUGAUCCAUCAGGGGAACCACCAAAGCCAAGUGAUACAUGGAGAGAUAUGUGCUCAAGUCUCUUAAACAAGCCUAAGAGAAACCUGAGUGAAGUGUUUACGAUGGCUCAAAGUAGUGGUGUUGUAUGGGGGCAUUUUCUAACAGUGAACCAGAAAUAUGAGAAUGGCCAGCUCAAGGACCAAAAGAUUAAAAAUUCAGAAAUUGUGAAAGGGAAACCACUGUUAAAGCAGUGGCAACUGAAAGAAUUAUGCAGCCUUGGGAAUGAAGACAGGGCAUUUUUGUUACAAAAGGUUGUCAAUAUAGAGAUGAGUCUUGAAGAGAUGAAUGUAGCAGGAAAACAGAUAAAAUUAGUAAAACCUGUGCAGGAGGCCAUCGUUAACUUCUUCAAGAUGGAGAGAUGGGAUGAGGCAGAGACAAAGUUUGGCGAUGGCGUCUCAGUGGACAAGUUAUUACGACAUGCUGUUAAGGCAUUUGAAGCAUCACACUCAUUUCAAAAUUACCUAAGGCAUUUGAAAAACAUGCUAAGUUCUGAUGAAGUUACAGCAUUGGACAUUUUUGAUGGCCAGCAAGGAACCAAAGGAAUUGCCCUUAACCUGAAUGUACAAGAUGUAAAUCAGGAGGCUGCCUCAAAACUUCCUAACUAUGAUGGAGCAUUCCUCACAAUAGCAAACGUGACAGAAAAUAAAGAGAUUGCUCAAGAUGUAGUGAAGGCAGUUUCUCGCCUGAACUUCACGAAGCUAACAUUUUUCAAUAUUGUGCUAUUUGUUGACAUAAAAGAUAUUAGCACCGUAAAGGAUGUACUGAAAAAAGAGGGUGCGUUUGAAAUCCAGACUGGUCAUUUCUUCAAAAAACAAAAGAAUAAUUGUAAUGGAUCAGUUCUUCACAAUGUCCUAACGUCUUUUCUAAUUGGACACUGGUCAGUGUCAAAUACACUGUCCGAGGAACACAUAACUGGAGUCAACGCGAAUGUCAUAGAAAUAAACGGUGACAGAGAAAUACAUUUACCAUUGGAAGCAUACGAAUGGUGUAGGCUUGAUUCGGAUGACUUGAGAUGUGGCGUGCUGACAGACGGAUGUGGAAUGGGUAACCCUCUCUCUCCUGUCCUUGCUAACAUCUUUAUGGCUAAAUUGGAAGCAGAUGUAGUCAGACCAUUCAACCCGCCUUUCUACGAUAGAUACGUAGAUGAUAUUUUCUCAAAAAGAAAACUAGAUGAGCCAGACCGCCUACUUGAAAAGAUGAACGAAUAG
This is a messenger RNA of Exaiptasia diaphana, 2205 nucleotides long. RefSeq lists its product as uncharacterized. The transcript is spliced from 11 exons. NCBI's taxonomy places the organism in Eukaryota, Metazoa, Cnidaria, Anthozoa, Actiniaria, Aiptasiidae. The record is from RefSeq and is a predicted model, not a curated record. Bases 1 to 2205 code for a protein of 734 amino acids.